Molecule: messenger RNA, 2610 nt
Organism: Helobdella robusta
Lineage: Eukaryota; Metazoa; Annelida; Clitellata; Rhynchobdellida; Glossiphoniidae
Exons: 20
Biological process (GO): protein localization to phagophore assembly site; autophagy of mitochondrion
Cellular component (GO): autophagosome; phagophore assembly site
Source: RefSeq, a predicted model, not a curated record
CAAAGGAAUUAUUUCACUAAGUUUCUUCAAAGUUUUUUCAUCGUUUUUAAGCUUCUAAAAUUAAAAAUUAUGCAAAAACUAUUUUAAUUAUUUUUAAUUUAAAUCUUAAAAUAAAAAUUUAGAGACUGAAUAAAGGUCUUUCUGCAUCUUUAAUUAAGCUUUUUUUUAACUCAAAAUCUAAAAUGAAAGCUUACUUUUACUAGCUGGCAGACAAGAAAACAAACCAUUUUUAAUUUUAUAAUAAAACAUUUUAUUGCGAAAUCUUUUUAUCAUUUAUUUUAAUUUAAUUGAUUAAAAAAGAACGUAAGAGUUUUACUGUUUUCAGUGUUUUUUUGCCAAGAAGAACUGGCUUGGGAUCUGACAAAGAAGUGGACACAAAACUGCGAAGUAAAAUAAACUUCUAUAGAACUAGAAACGACCAACUGACUGAUAAUCUCCCAUCACUAAUCAGCCACCAUGAGCCAGGGCCAACUGUACACGACUGACUACUUACUGAUGGAGACCGACAAUGAAGCAGAUGACAACAACGGCAGUGGGGUUGAUGACGUUGACGAGGAUAACGAGCUACCUCCGACUGACAACAUCGUCAUCAUCGAUUCAGUUGACCGAGAUAAUUACUCUCGCUGGAACCAUCUAUCCGAUUUGGAUGAAUUCUUCACCAGGAUCUAUGCCUAUGUUCAGAGGCACGGAUUUCUGGCAAUGGCCCUUCAGGACAUCUUUCAGAUUAUUAUCUUAUGGUACGUCGUGAUAUUCCCGACAUUCAUCUGCGUCGGAGUCAACUACGACGUGCUCUUCCAGGACCACUUCAACAUCACGUACAAGGUCAUCAUCAAUGACGCCAUUCGACCUUGGAAGGAGGUCAAGGAAAGGUUCAACCCAUUUCUUAUCCUCUUCCUUAUAACAUCUUCCUUUUACCUGGUCUUCAAAACUUUCAAGGGUCUCUACAACAUUAGCAAAUACUGGGAGAUUAGGAGGUUUUUCACCUACGCUCUAGAAAUUCAGCCUAGUGAACUGGCAAACAAAAAGUGGCAUGAGGUUCAAACCCUCUUGAUGUUAGUUCAGCAAAAACUGCACAUGUGUGUUCACAAGAACGAACUUACUGAACUGGAUAUCUACCACAGAAUCCUUAGGUUCAAAAAUUACAUGGUUGCCCUGGUCAACAAAUCUGUCCUGCCAAUGAAAUUCAAUCUACCAUUCUGGGGUGAAAUUGUCUACUUCACAUCUGGACUGAAGUACAACUACGAAAUGAUCCUAUUCUGGGGUCCAGGAGCUCCGUUUGCAAAUAGCUGGCACCUUAGGAAAGAAUACAAAAGUUAUAACAAGAGGAAGGAGCUGGCCACCAUAUUGUCGAGGCGUAUAUUUAUAGCGGGAAUAAUUAACCUGCUACUAGCUCCUGUCAUAUUCGUCUGGACCCUGCUCUAUCUUGUUAUAUCACAUUUUGCUUUAUUCAGGACUGACCCUGGCCAAGUUAGCUUGCGUAGUUGGUCCCUGUAUGGCCGGCAAUACCUGAGGCAUUUUAACGAAUUGGAUCACGAUUUUAAUGCGAGGUUGAACCGAGGUUACAGGGCAGCAGUGAAGUACAUGGGCUUGUUCUGGUCUCCUGUCAUGGCUGCCAUUGCCCAAUUCAUAGUGGUUAUAUCCUCUGGUUUCCUCAUAUUCUUCGUGAUUUGCGCUGUGACAGACGAGGACACUCUGGCUGUUCAGGGCGUCAUAAAGAUCAUGACCCUCUUGGGCCUGGUUGUUUCCGUCGUUCGGCAUUUGAUUCCUGAUGAGAACAUGGUUCGCAACCCUGAAACCCUGAUGACCUUGAUACAAAGCCAGACGCAUUACAUGAAUGACUCGUGGAAAGGUCAGGCCCAUACUAGGAAGGUCAUGGACGAAUUCUCGCAACUCUUUCAAUACAAACUGGUGUACCUAAUCAACGAAAUGGUCAGCGCCAUCGUCUGCCCUUUCAUCCUCAUCUUCUCCCUCAGACCCAACUCCCUCCAGAUCGUUGACUUCCUUAGAAACUUCACCGUGACCCUGGAAGGCAUUGGCGACGUUUGCUCCUUUGCACAAAUGGACAUCAAAAAACACGGACAUCCAGAGUGGAACGCCCCAGGCAAUUUAGAGCUGGAGUCUCCAGAGAAUAAAACUCUGAGGGCGGAGUUUGGCAAGACCGAACUGUCACUCAUGAAUUUCAAGUUAACGAAUCCUGACUGGAAGGUUCCUGAUUUCGAAAAUGCGUUCAUCAACAACAUCAGGCAGAAUGUGAACUCGAUGCGUCGGGAGCGGGGUUUGUUGACGGGUGUCCAUGUGCUGGAGGACGAGGAUCCCAUGAUGACGUCAUCGCAAGCUCUCUCGGCGGUCGGCCAGCCUAACGGGUUUCAGAGCGUCAUGUUGAGCAGUAUAGCGCCGGCCAGUGAGUACAGCAGCAUGUUCGUGACGGACGGCGGCUUCUCCCACCACCACGUGCGACCCACCGACCUUCAUCUGCCCGUCACGUUGAACUCUCAAGGUCAAGGUCAACAGCUGCAGAGAAAUCAGCUAAGUGGUAGGGAUCUGUUCUCCUCGAACGUCAUCGCGAGCGGGGCGGGUGUUUCCGGUGCUGAUGGCGUUAGUGGGGGUGGU